AUGAGUCUUCGUCCGCCUUCUACCAGCCCGAGCCCCAGCCCCGGGCCCCACGAGAACGGCAAGGUCAGUGCCCGCCAAUCCAUGGGCCCCUCUUCUCGCGGCACACCCACCCUCGCACCCGCCUCGCCCCGCCCGGGCGGCCAGUCCAGCGCACGCCCAACCAGCGAGCUCCUGGGCUCCGGCGGCGCCAUGUUCCAAACCCCCGAAGCCGAGGCGCUGGAUGCGUGGUUUGAAAAUCUUCAAAACUACGAAGCGACGCUCGAGGAAAUGGCCGCCGCCUCCCUCGACGUCAACUUCAAAGAGGAACUCAGCGCCAUCGAGCAAUGGUUCAAAGUCCUCUCCGAAGCAGAGCGCACAGCCGCUCUCUACAGUCUCCUCCAACACUCCACCCAGGUCCAAAUCCGCUUCUUCAUCACAGUCCUGCAGCAGAUGGCCAGGUCAGACCCGAUGACCGCCCUGCUCAGCCCCGCCAUGGGUGGCUCGAUGCAAAGCCAGAUGGAGGCCAAGCUCGCGAGCAUCAAGUCUCCGGGCCUCAAAUCGGGCCUCCCUGCCUCGCCCACCGCGCGCUCUUUCAAUGCGUCUGCUACGUCGGCCUCGGCGGCUAACACCCCAGGCAACCGCCAGUCCCUCGCGCUCGACGGAAGCGGCAGCAACUUCCUCUCCCCGGACUCGGCCGCCGCGCUGUCCACCCCAACCACCGCUUCCAACGCCAACGCUGGGACGGGCAACGAUGCUGCGGCAAAACUUGCACAGCAGCGCGAAAAGCUGCGCGCGAGCAACGCCGCGCAUCGUAUUUCGGCGCCUGUCCUCUCUUCGCCGGGUGGACUGGGCGUGGAUGGCCGGGCAUCGUGGGGGCCCUCGACGCUGCUCAGCCAGGUGUCCGAGCAGCUCGCCAACACGUCGCUUGACGGCGGUAAUGGAGGCAGCGGGACGGCGUCCCGCCCCAAGAGCGUCGAGAUUAUCGGUACACCCGCGCGCGCGUCCGCUGUGGGUAAUGCCUCUGCGAACAACAGCAAUAACAACAAUACUAGUAAUGGUAAUUCCACCCCGGGGAAUAGUAAUGAGGCGACGGCGCCUGCGCCUGCGACUGUUGCGAAUGAUAGUUGGGCGAGUAUGGUGACGACGCCGCUUGUGCCGAUGUUCAAGAAGGAGCCUCCGAAACCCAGCGCCGACACCCCCACAUCCAACAACAACAACGGUGGCAAAGGAGAGUGGCAUGGGAAUGCGGCGCCUGGUGUGCCCCGUAUGGGCGACCCGACGAUAUACAAGCGCGGGGCGAAGAAUGGUGCGGGGGCGGGUGCUGGAGGGGAGGUGUAUGAUGAUAAUGGAAACCCUGUCGGUGCGCGCCGUGGGGGAUGGAGCAACGGGCGGAGCCCGGGGCUUAACAGCAACAACAACAAUUCGGGAAAUAGCGCGUCGAACAGGUUCGGCGGUAACAACAACGACGGUGGCUCGGACACUGGCUCUAAUUCGAUGAAUGGGCUAGGGUUCAACGCGCUCGGGUCGCCUACGAUGGGUAUGGGCGUCGGUGUGGGGAUGCCCGGGCUGGGCGUGGGCGUGGGUAUGCAGCCCAUGUCGCCGUUUAAUAUGAACAUGCUGAGCAUGAUGAAUAUGAGCCCCGAGGCGCAGAUGCUCGCGGCGCAGAUGGCUGCUAGUGGGUUUAUGGGGCAGGGGAUGGGGAUGAAUCAGGGGAUGGGGAUGGGCGGGAUGGGUGGGGGUAUGGGUGUAGGGGGGAUGGGAAUGGGGCAGCCCGGGUGGAUGGGCAUGUCGCCUAUGAGUGCGGGGAUUAUGAGUGCUGGACUUGGAAGUGCUGGUGUGGGCGGUCCAGGGCGCGGCGGGAUGAAAGGGCCUUCUUCCGCGCGUUCCACCAGCGGCGGCGGCGGCGGCGGGCUUCGCUCAGCCUCAUCCAUCGGCGGGCGCUCCUCCUCCGGCGCACACAACCACUCCUCCGCGGACGGCCCAUCCUCCGCGACCCCCAAAUCCGAAGAAGACGUCGACCCCGCGCUGCUCAACGACGUCGCGGCGUGGCUGCGCUCGUUGCGGUUGCAUAAAUACACGCCGAAUUUUGAGGGGUGUCGGUGGCAGGAUAUGGUGGUGAUGGAUGAGGGCGCGUUGGAGGCGAAGGGUGUUGCGGCGCUUGGGGCGAGGAGGAAGAUGUUGAAGACUUUUGAGAUUGUGAGGAGGAAGAUGGGGAUGGAGGGGGGUGGGGGGGCGCCGCCGAUGAGUGCGGGUGCGGGGGGUGCGUGA
Messenger RNA from Psilocybe cubensis, 2247 nucleotides. RefSeq lists its product as uncharacterized. Gene Ontology annotation, molecular function: translation repressor activity; mRNA binding; protein binding. Lineage: Eukaryota; Fungi; Basidiomycota; Agaricomycetes; Agaricales; Agrocybaceae. Gene Ontology annotation, cellular component: P-body. The transcript has 4 exons. Gene Ontology annotation, biological process: nuclear-transcribed mRNA poly(A) tail shortening; regulation of mRNA stability. The record is from RefSeq and is a predicted model, not a curated record. The coding region runs from base 1 to 2247 and encodes 748 amino acids.